AGCUCGGUCGGAGAGGAAUGCACGUAUGUCCAUUGAGGCUAAAUUUGAAGCAUCAAUGACUCAAAUGCAAGAAUUUCGUAUGAUUGUUGAGCAACAAUUUGCUGAACUUAGGCAACAAAUUACUUAUCAAAGCCAACUACUUCACCGCUCCCCUGAUACAGCUGCAUCUCAGGCCCACCGUCGAUCUGGUGAGCCCUCAAGUAUUCGAGAAGACUCUGCAACAACUCCAUCGAUGGAACAAAUUUGCCAAUUGAGAGAUAUCCGUGGUCGGACUGUUGCUAGUGGGCGGAUGGUGUCAGAUACUACAGGCAUCCCUCCAGAAUGCAUCAGAGUUGUAAUAGAUGAUAUCAAUGUUCGCACAGCAGAGUUGUUUAAUGAUGACAGGACAUUUGAAGAUAUUCAAUUGGGUGAAAUUGUUGUCUGGCCCAAAUUCCUGAUGAGAAUUUGAAUAUUCAGUAGUUUUGUUUAACUUUUUGAA
This is a messenger RNA of Magnolia sinica, 478 nucleotides long. RefSeq lists its product as uncharacterized. The record is from RefSeq and is a predicted model, not a curated record. Lineage: Eukaryota; Viridiplantae; Streptophyta; Magnoliopsida; Magnoliales; Magnoliaceae. Bases 26 to 448 code for a protein of 140 amino acids. The transcript has 2 exons.